CAGCACCUGAGGAGCCCUCCUAUUUCACCUGCCAGCAGUGUGAAGGCGUGUUUCCAUCUGCAUGGGCGCUCUUGCAGCAUGCUCAGCACACACACUCCUUCAGCAUCUAUCAAGAGGACGAGGAGGAUGACAUUAGGGGAGGAGGAGAAGGAGGAAGAGGAGGACUUAAAGAGCACAAGCCUGCUGCAGCCACUCUGGACCCUCGCCACCUGAGCCAAGCUCUCGCCUCUGCCUUUCAGCCCUCCGCCCUGCGCCCCACUCGCUCCCGUCAGACACACACCACCUCUUCUUCCAGUAACCUGCAGGCUCUGAACUUCUCAGUGCGGCUCAGGGAGCUCGCCGAGGGGAAUAACGGUGCCACCGGCAGCUCACCUGGAGGCCUGGUGCUGUCUCCAUCCUCUUCUCCACCGGCAGCUUCUCCCUUUCCUCAGACAAGCGCCCUCCAGACUGACUUCCACUGCGAGCCGUGUGACCAGAGCUUCCAGUCCCUGCGUGCCCUGUCCGCCCACCGCCGGACUCACGCCUGCGAGAGGCCCUAUCACUGUGGAGUGUGUGGGCUGGCCUUCGCCCAGAGCGGCCAGCUGGCCCGUCACAUAAGGAGCCAUCACAGAGUGGCUGGAGGUGGAGGAAGUGGAUAUGAGUCGGUGGAGAUGGUCGUGAUGGAGGAGGAUGUGGGGAGGCAGGGGAUGAGAGGGAGGUUUCAAAUGCAGUCAGCUGGAAUAAUGGGAAAGGGAACGGUGGGUGCAGAUGUGAGAGCCCAGGGCCCCUCCGAGCUAGACCUAACCCUGCCCAAACACCCCAUGGGCCUGAUGCUGCUGACCUCGCAGGUUAGACAGUCAGACAGGGAGCUGCUGAGGCUGUACCAACGCCAGAGGGAGGGAGGAGAAGGAGGGGAGGAGGAGGUGGAGGGGCAGGGGGAGCCUCAGCACACCUCACCCUGCGCCAGCCCCUCUGAAGGCUCACUGGAGAGUGGUGAGACAGGGGGCAGCGGUGAAAGCGGCAUCGCCAGUGGCAACUGCACGCCCAAACGGCCAGAGCUGGGGGACAGAGUGCGAGGCGUCGGAGAGUGGGAGAAUGAAAGAGGGGAGAUCAUAGAGAGUGAGAAAGAGUGGAGCUCGGCCAAAGUCAGCGAGGUUGUGCAGGAGUGGCAGAGAGAGAACGAGCGGAGGGGUGUAGGAGGAGGUGUCAGCAGCGGAGGAAGCAACAACAGCAGUACUACAACUGGUUCAGCUGGCAAGAAGAAGAAAGACGAAGCCUGUGAGUUCUGUGGUAAACAGUUCAGAAACAGCAGCAACCUGACUGUGCACCGCCGCAGCCACACAGGUGAACGACCCUACCGUUGUGGCCUCUGCAACUAUGCCUGCGCUCAGAGUUCAAAGUUAACACGUCACAUGAAGACCCACGGUGCCCAGGGAGCAAAGGCUUCCUUUCUGUGCCAGCUGUGCGCGGUGCCCUUCACCGUCUACGCCACUCUGGAGAAACACCUAAAGAAAGUUCACGGCCUGAGCCACGCCAGCGUAGGAGCCUACGCACAGGCCAGCGCUGCAGACACUUUGGCUGCUAUAAAAGCUGAAGAAGAAGCAGUGGUGGUGAAAAUGGAGGAGGACGAAGCCAGUUUGGAUCAGAUAGAAAUGGAGAGCAGAAUUCAGAGCGAUGUGGUGAAAAGCAUGGAGGUGGAGGAGGGGCAAAGCCAAGUGGAGUAUGUGGAGAACAUCCGGAGUCCAGCCAUAGUGGGUGAUCGCCCACCUGAGAGCAACGCAGAAGUGAGCUUAGCUUUGACUUCUGCGCCAUGAGAGCUGUUCUCAUUCACUAAUUGACAUUAAAAUAGCACUGUAUAGGAUUUAACCCCCUCAUUCAAAUUAAAAGAAACCCAUCAUUGAACUGACAGUCAAGUAAAAACUGGAAUCUAGUUUAAAGAAGACUCUAGAAAUCAGCAGGCAGUCCUCAUCCUCUCUGCCAGCACGAAGGCACCCAGCAGCCAUCAGCCACGUUGUUCAUGAUUGUAUGCAAAGCUGCUGGUUGAAACUAAGUGCCUACAGUUCUUUAGACCACAGAGCAAAAACAAGGCCAUGACAUUCAACAGGGAGAUUACCAGAGCUCUUGAACAGGAAGUGAACCCGCCACAGUCCACACCGACACAGGAAACUGUUCACCAUGUUGCAGUGCAGGAUGCAAAAGACGAGUGAUUUAUCUCUCUGGUGACCCACUGGACCGGUAGAGACAGAUAUUAACUGUCAGAUAAUAUAGAGAAGGGAUUAUAUUGAUUUUUUUUUUUUUUUUUUAAAGUAUAGCAAUAGAAUGAUGUUAAUAUAUUUUCAGCAUCAGCAGAUGGAGAGAGGUCAUAUUGUGCUACUUAGCUGUUGCUGGUUUUGAGAAGACCUUUUAAAGACUAAAGAUGUUUGAACAGACACAGGGGUGAAAUAAAUCCAAACACUGGUCUGCCUGCAGUUUCUCAGACUCCUCUUUUUAAAGGCGCUUGGUUGUCACAACAGUUGUCACUUAACAUAAUGUUUACAGGACUCACAGGGCCUGGCAAGGUUGUGCUCUUGACUUUGUGACCAUAUGUAUGGAUGUUUUUUUUUUUUGUUGUUCUAAUUUUAUAAAUGUGAAUAAGGAGACUUUAAAGUUUCUUCUACUGAUGUUUUUUUUUUUUCAUGAUUAGUUUCUAUGCAUAAAAAAAAUGCAAUUUUACCUACAUGUGAAACGGGUGUGUAUUAUUUUUCUCUAUUUGUACUUAUUGUGAUGGUAAAUUCUCUCUUUCACUGUUUACAUUUGUAAAGUGCCGGACUGCUUAAAGCUUGUGCAUGUUCUCCAGCCAUCUGAAACUGUUUUUUUUUUGUUUUUUUUUACUUUGUUGCUUGUGUUUGAAUUAUUCCUAAUUUAUGAAUGCUGCAUGUUGGUGGUUGUAAAAAAGUCUGUUCCACUGCUGAACUACGAGGUUGAGAGGGUGCAGGAGUAGCUAGUUGAUUGGUGGAGUUUUGUGGGGAGCAAGCACUUGGAUGAGUGUGUGUGAAUGUUUUUGUCUGUAAAUAUAUUGGUAAAAACAUCCUCAGGUGACGCUUCUACUUGACCUCUGUCCUGUGAUCUUGUGUCCACAGCAUGACUCAGCUGGUCAUAAUUGCCGUGUCGUGCUUCUGAAGGGUCGUCAUGUGUCAACAAUGAGGAUUUAAGUUCAGAAACACAACUCGAGCAUGAGAAAAUCUGUUCAUUUAAGAAAUAUAACAGGACAAAGUUGUCAAGUAGAGUGCUGCCAUCUCUGUCGUGACUACUGUGUUACCAUAUCUGACUUCUACUUGCAUUCAUGUCAGGGAAAAGAAAUGUGUGUUGUGUAAUAAAUGAUCAUGAAUGAGUGCAGUGUAACUGUUCAGGGAUAAUAUUUUGUACAUAGAUUGACAUUCUUGCUGUUGCUCUACUUAUUAUUGUUAUUAUUAUUAAUAUUAACUGCCUCCACUUUUCCUAGCAUCGUCUCCUUUACGCUGAACACUGGCUAUUGUGAAGCUAUACCGAUCUGCUGUCUUUGUAAACUCGACACCAUUUUGUAAUUGAGGAGCCUCAAUAAAGA
Molecule: messenger RNA, 3562 nt
Organism: Morone saxatilis (striped sea-bass)
Lineage: Eukaryota; Metazoa; Chordata; Actinopteri; Moronidae
Gene: znf296
Product: zinc finger protein 296
Biological process (GO): positive regulation of transcription by RNA polymerase II
Cellular component (GO): nucleus
Molecular function (GO): RNA polymerase II cis-regulatory region sequence-specific DNA binding; DNA-binding transcription factor activity
Source: RefSeq, a predicted model, not a curated record